Messenger RNA from Cornus florida, 7634 nucleotides. Its product is annotated as methyl-CpG-binding domain-containing protein 9-like. Lineage: Eukaryota; Viridiplantae; Streptophyta; Magnoliopsida; Cornales; Cornaceae. The transcript has 10 exons. Gene Ontology annotation, molecular function: DNA binding; protein binding. Gene Ontology annotation, cellular component: nucleus. The record is from RefSeq and is a predicted model, not a curated record. Bases 386 to 7180 code for a protein of 2264 amino acids.
UACUUUCAAUUCGGUCCUGUCUGAGUCAUUUGGGCAUCUCUCUGCUUUCUCUCUCUCUCUCUCUCUCUCUCUCUUUCUAUCCUCGUACGUUACGUUUCCCCUCCUCUCACAAGAUCACUCAGUGAAGGAGAAAUAGAAAUAGAAAUCAAACCCAGUCGGUGAAACCAAAAACCCAAUUAGCCAAACCUCUCUGUAUCUUCAAUCUCAAAACCUCUGAUCAUAUCUCUCUCUUUCUCUCUCUACACACUCUCUUUCUCUCUCUAAACUCCUUUUACCUCGCACUCACCUUUCAAAAGAUUCACACAUUUCUUGUUCUGAGAAUGCCUUUUGUUGUCUUGAGAAUUCAAUUGAGUUCGAGUUUGAGUUCAAAACCUCUGGUUUAGCAAUGGAGUCGAGCAAUUCGCCCAAUGCGCAAAAGGGUACUCGCUCUCGGCCCUUUGAAAUCGAUCUCAACGAAACCCCCUUGCCCUCUCCUCGCGCCGCCGCCGAGAGCUCCAAAGAUGGGGUUUUUCCCGGCGAGGCGACAGCGGCAGUGUGCCGUUCGUGCGGGAAAGCCGCCGGGGAGGUGGAGGGCGACAUGGUGGUGUGUUGCGAGUGCGGGAGAGGGUUUCAUAUGAGGUGUUUGGGGACGAAGGAGCUGCAGAGGCCGAGUGAGUGGAAGUGUUUCAAGUGUUUGUUGAGCAAUGGGAGGAAGAGAUUGCGAGAGGGUGUUGGGGUUUUCGACAUCAAUGCGUCGCCCCCGCAGGAGGCUGAGGCUGAGGUCGACUCCGAUGGAGAGGGCUUUAUCGGAGGCUCACAGCAGAGCUCUGAGCUCGGAGUUCUGGUGCGAGGCGAUCAGCCAAAUGGUGACAAGGUACUUGCAGUGCAUGAGACGUCUACUGUUGGCCACUCAUUUGAUUCCCCCGUGACAUGUUCAAAUUUAUUAUAUCUGGAGAAUGGAUUUAAUUUUCAGAAGGCAUCUCGCCGUGCAGUUGCUAAAUCAGGUUUUGAAGAUAUAGUACAGCACAGACUGAACUUCGAUAGAACUUCAAAGGAAGCAGAUCUGAGUUCCAUUCUCAAAGAGAAGCUUUGGGCUGGUCAUUGUACACCGUUGAAAUAUGUUACCCAGAAUCCCUCUGAGGUAUAUUUGCAAGCUCUUAGGGAAUAUAUAUGUGAAAAACGAGGUCUUUUGGGAGAUGGCUGGCAUGUGGAAUUUAUUUAUUGUCAGAGCAGAUGCAAAACCUUUGCAGUAUACUGUGCCCCAGAUGGAAGGAGGUUUGAGUCAAUGCCUGCUGUUGCUGGUCAUCUAGGCUUGCUGUCAGACUGCCUUUCCUUAGAAACUGAGGACAGAAGUGAUGGAUUUGCUUCAGACCAUAAAGGAUCUCAUUUAAAGCAAAGAAGAAAGGAAUCCUCAAGGUCUUCAAGAACCAGUAAAUUUAUAGAAAGUAUGGGUGCUCUACGGAGCAGUUCCAUUGUGAAGUCCUCAGCAGGCAUCAAGGUCACGGAUAGUCAGGUUGACAAAUUUAAAGGUAGCAGAAGCAUUAUUGGAGCUGACUCAGAGGAGCAUGGCGGCUGUGGAUUUCAGCAGUUUCAAGUAAGGGAUGGCUUUCCCGUGCAGUUUGAGGACUUCUUUGUUCUUUCUGCGGGCAAGGUUGAUCCGCGACCCUCAUACCAUAACACUAGCCAAAUCUGGCCUGUAGGUUACAGAUCUUGCUGGCAUGAUAAGAUUACUGGGUCCCUUUUUAUAUGUGAUGUUUCAGAUGGCGGUGAUUCUGGUCCUACCUUCAAAGUCCGAAGAUGUCCAUGCUCCUCACAGCCCAUUCCUAGUGGUGCAACAGUCCUCUCCAAGCCAAAAUUUGGCUCAAAUGAUGGGAAAGUUGAAAUGGGAAAAGUUGAUCCUGCUGUCUUUGGAAUGGAUGAUGACGACACUGUGAAUAUCCAGAUCAUGCUAACAGAAUAUAGCCCACCACAUCUGAAUUAUGAUAUUUGCUCUGGGAAUAGUGGAAAUGAAGUUUCUGACUUCCAUAGAGCAAAUAGUUUGACAAGAGAUUCCAGUUGCCCUCCCCAAAGAUAUGGAAAUGCCGUACCUGAUAGUUUUCAGCUGGGGGAUAUUAUUGGUGAAUUUGUUGUGGAAGGGAGGUCAUCAUUAUUGGUGUGGGAAAAGGUGUCCCAAACUUUAAUGCACGCAUACCGUGAUGUAUAUAAGCAAACAGGUGUACUUAAGUUUUACUGUAAGCAUGUCAUGGAUGAAAUGAGUUUAAAAGCAACGGAUGCUUCGGAUCCAUUGUCCAAGUUUUGUUAUUUAUCUGGCCCUUUUAACAUCCCACAAUUAAUUCAGAGUGAUGAUGAAUUUGAAACUUCUUGUGGAAUGCUGAUGAAAUGGUUGCAACAGGAUAGAUUUGGAUUGGAUGUAGAAUUUGUACAAGAAAUAAUAGAACAGCUUCCUGGGGUUAGUUCCUGUUCAGAAUAUAACUUUCUGAAUAAAAGAAGUCACAAUUCAAGUUUGCAAACAGUUAGAAGCGGAUUUCUUCUGGCUAAUAGGACGAAUGAUGUUCAAUGUGAGAAAGAAGCUGGUGGUUUCUUCAGAAGUUGCAAAAAACCCAGGAAGCAGGCGGUCGAAGACUCUGGUACGAAGGAUUCCUGUCCUUUAGGCAAGCCGCUGAGCUCAAAGCUUCCUGCUUUUUUGAUCGGCGAUGUUAUCCAGGCUUGGGAGUUCUUAUGUCGUUUCUCGGAGGUUUUAGGACUGGAGGAACCUUUUUCAUUCCAAGAACUUGAAUUUGAACUUAUAGAUCCAUGGUUAGACAGCCUACACCCAGGAGUCCAAGAUGGUGGAGAUGUCAGCUUGUGUAAAAGCAAUAGUGUAAAUGAUCAUGUCUUGUUUUCAAGGAACUCUUCUGCUUCAACAGUUCCUAGUGAAAAUCCAUGUGCAUUUAUUGCAAUGGAAACAGCAUCUAUGAAGGAAGAUGCCCAAGCCAGACUGGCUUCUCAUACUUAUGGUAGAUGUACAGGUGCAGCACUGGCAAAAGCUCAUAGUGCACUUCUGAGGGUGCUAGUAGGUGAAUUGCUUUCAAAAGUUGCGACAUAUGAUGUUGGUGCUGGAGAAUCUAAGUCAAGACGAGGUCGGAAAAAAGAUGCAGAUAACUCGGUUAUUGCAAGGAAAACAAAGCUUGAUAUGCUCCCAAUGAAUGAAUUUACUUGGCCCGAAUUAGCCCGGAGAUAUAUUUUAGCUGUAUUGUUCAUGGAGGGUAAUCUUGACUCCGCAGAGAUUGCUUGGCGUGAGAGCGGGAAAGUCUUCCAUUGUUUACAAGGUGAUGGCGGGACUCUUUGUGGUUCUCUUACAGGAGUGGCUGGAAUGGAGGCGGAUGCACUGCUUCUUGCAGAGGCCACAAAGAAAAUCAUUGGUUCAGCAAAGAGUAAGAAUGUUGUUAUUGGCCUAGAUGAGAAGGAGCCUGAUGCAGUUGAUGAUUCGAAGAUAGUUAAUGUGAAUGAUGGUGAAGUCCCUGAGUGGGCGCAGGUGCUAGAACCUGUAAGGAAGCUACCCACAAAUGUAGGGGCAAGAAUUAGGAAGUGUAUCUACAGUGCUUUAGCAAAAAGUCCUCCAGAAUGGGCAAAAAAGAUACUGGAGCAUUCCAUUAGCAAGGAAGUUUACAAGGGGAAUGCAUCAGGUCCUACGAAGAGAGCUGUUAUCUCAUUGCUGGCAGAAGUGAGCCGUGAAAUUCCGCAGCGCAAACCUGAUAAGAAAGAAAAAAGGAAGUGUGUCAACACAAUUGAUUUAAUUAUGAAGAAAUGUCGUAUUGUGCUACGGCGUGCUGCUGCUGCAGAUGAAGAAAGAGUCUUCUGCAAUCUUUUGGGAAGAACAUUUCUGAAUUCUAGUGACAAUGACGACGAGGGACUUCUUGGUUUUCCUGCAAUGGUAUCUCGUCCUUUAGACUUCAGGACCAUUGAUAUGAGACUGGCUGCUGGGUCCUAUGGUGGAUCACAUGAAGCUUUUCUAGAUGAUGUUCGGGAGGUUUGGCGUAAUAUACGCACUGCAUAUGGGGAUCGGUCUGAUUUGAUUGAUUUGGCUGAAACACUAUCCCAAAAUUUUGAAUCUCUGUAUGAAAAAGAGGUUCUUACUCUGGUUCAGAAACUCAUGGACAGUGGUGAUUUUGAAUGUUCAAGUGAUGAAACAAAGAAAGAGAUGGUUGAUAUGCUUGUAUGUGCAAAUGAGAGCUCACUUCCCAAAGCUCCCUGGGAUGACGGGGUUUGCAAAGUAUGUGGCAUAGAUAAAGAUGAUGACUAUGUUCUGUUGUGUGAUACUUGUGAUUCUGAGUAUCAUACGUAUUGCCUAAACCCUCCACUUGCAAAAAUUCCUGAAGGAAACUGGUAUUGUCCUUCUUGUGUUGCUGGUGAAUUCAUUUCUCAAAGUGUACCCUGUGGUACUCAGGUAAUUAGCCAGUACCGUAAAAAGCGAUAUCAGGGAGAACUUACUCGUAACUUUUUGGAGGCACUGGCCCGCUUAGCAAACACUAUGGAGUUAAAAGAGUACUGGGAGUUCAGUGUGGAAGAGAGAAUUUUACUUCUGAAAUUUUUGUGUGAUGAGGCUCUAAACUCGGUUGUUAUUCGCAACCACCUAGAUCGGUGUGCCUCUGCAUCCACUGAUUUGCAGCAGAAACUGCGUACCAUCUCUUCAGAGUGGAAAAUCCUAAAACUCAGAGAAGAAAUUCUAGCUGCAAAUUUGGCGAAAGUAAACAUGAAUAUGCAUAAUGGAGUUGGAGUGGGUUCAGAUGGGUACACUUCUGUGAAUGAUGGUAAAUUGAUGGGGCAGUUGCCUAGUGGAAGCAGCUAUAUUUCAUCCUUUUCUGGUAGUUUUGCACAGUCAGAGGAUUGUCCACAGUGGAAUGUGCCAAAUGAUUACAGAAAACAACUGUCUUUUUCAAAAAGCAUUUCAGAGAAUGCUAGUACCAGUAGUAGAAAUCAAAUUUUUACUCUUUGUGAUACAGUUGGUCAAUUACAAUAUCAGCAGCCUAUGAAGGAUCAAAAUCUAGUGUACGAUAAUCUUUUUUCUCAAACACGUUCUUCUGCAAAAGGAGCCAACUCUCAUAAUGAGCUCACCCAGUCUAUUCCUCCGCAACAGAAAAAUGACUUGAGUGGAGAAAAUGCCUGGAGUAAUUCUGGCACACAGCAGGAGUUAAGACAUAGUAGUAGUGGUAGUAGUAGUAAAGGUUCCAUGCUUACUACUAGUCAAGUUCCACAGUGUGGCAUCUCAUCUGACUCCAUUAACCCCCAUAUGGCUGAGCAUAAGCCUUAUAUCGACAUGAACUCAGUAAUGCAUGGCAAUCAUUCCUCUGUCCAAGUUGGUUUGCAUGUUUCCCAAGCGUACAACCUUGAGAUGAGCUCCCUCAAGGAUGAGAUUUCUGUUUUGCAGAAGUCAUUUGCCCAUCUAGAAUCAGAACUUCUAAAGGUAUCCAUUCGUAAGGAAUGUUUAGGAAGGGACUCUGCUGGCCGACUGUACUGGGUUUUUGGCAGUCCUGGUACUUGUUCACAGUUGGUUGUUAAUGAGAAUAUGACAGAGCAAUGGAGUAAAAUGAACGUGCUUGAGAAUCCAAAUGGCAUUCCCGUGUCCACAUGGAUUUCUUAUCAAUCUGAUACUGAAAUUGAAGCACUCAUUGGCUGGCUGAGAGAUGAUGAUGCAAGAGAGAGAGAUUUGAAAGAGUCCAUUUUGAAUUGGCAGAAAAUUAAAUCCAAUGACUUCAAUAAGUCUAAAAAUAAUGUUCAAAAUGAGAAACAACCAUGUCAAUUAAAGCCCACUGAUACCGGAAAAGCUGUGGAUUCUAGUUUCCUGGUGACCAAGGCUGUCAGUGCUUUGGAAAAGAGGUAUGGUCCUUGCUUGGAACUAGAUGCCGCUAACAUCCCAAAGAAGCGGGGUCGAAAGACAAAAGUAAUCUAUGAGGGGAGAAUGUACAGGUGUGAGUGCCUAGAACCUAUAUGGCCUUCUAGACACCAUUGCAUGUCAUGCCACCAUAUGUUUUCCACUCGCGAGGAACUAGAGGGCCAUAAUGAUGGAACAUGCAGUACGAAUGCACCUGUCACAGACAAGAGCAAGGUAAAUGAGGAUUCCUCAAAGCAGAAGCGAUCGAUGGGGACUGAAACCUCACUUGAGGAGCCUGCUGAUGGCACAAGAAUUGUUGGAGCAUCAAAAAGUGAAAAGCAUGAGCUUGGCUCCAAUUUGAUUCAGUUUCAGAAGGAGCCAGAAUGUCCCUUUGAUUUUGACAAGAUCCGUGCUAAGUUUGCCCCUCAAGGUUCUCUAAAAGAGAUGGUAAGAGAUGUAGGCCUUAUUGCUUCUAAUGGCAAUCCAUCAUUUGUACCAACCAUAUCUCCUUAUCUUGAUGACCCCACCUUAUCGAUGGUCCCUACCAGGCAAAAAGAGGUUAUGGCUGGUGAUGGAUCUUCAAAUUUGGAAAAUCAGCUUCAAAAAUCAAUUGAAGGGACCAGUAUUGGAGCUUCCAGGAACUACAAUAACAUUUCCAACAAUUUACCAAGAUGUGCUGAAAAUGGCAAAGAUGGGGAAGCAUCAAAAUCUGAGAUAUUGAAACCUAAUUAUGUGAAUGGAAAGGAGAGAUUCUCUUCACGAAAAAACAGAAGUUCAGUGAUUGGGGUAGGUAAUUGCUGCAUAAUUCGUGAAUCCUCAUUAAGACCAUUAGUAGUGGGCAAGGUUUUUCAAAUUCUAAGGCGGCUGAAAAUCAACUUGCUUGACAUGGAUGCUGCCCUUCCUGAAGAAGCUGUGAGACCAUCAAUGGCACACUGGGAAAAAAGAUGUUCCUGGCGAGCGUUUGUAAAAUCUGCAAGGUCAAUCUAUGAGAUGGUUCUAGCGACAAUCAUACUCGAGAACAUGAUUAAACCCGAGUACCUAAAAAAUGAUUGGUGGUAUUGGUCAUCACAUUCAGCUGCCGCCAAAAUUUCUACUCUCUCCGCCCUUGCUCUCCUUUUAUACACCUUGGAUGCUGCCAUUAUAUAUGAGAAACCUUUGCCCAGCUUGGAUUCAAUAGAGAUUCUGAAGCCAGAUUGCAAGUCAAACAAAGAAGAUUCUCCCAUAUCAGAUCCAACAGACAACCUGAAGCCAGGCAGCCCGCAGGUCCAAAAGUCCCAUGAGUCGGAUAUAACUGUUAAUCCAAAACCAAGAAGCAGACCUAGCAGGAGGAAGAAAGAUUCAGGGGGCUGACCUUUCAAACAUGCUUCUAUCAUUGUGGGAAACUUCAUCCAAGUUUACUCCGUGUUUGUGGCAUGUGAAUCAAAAGCAGGUUCAAGCGUUCAAAUGUGUACCUUCGUUCUAACUUUACAAUGCUGUAUGCCGGUCAGUGGAUUUGACCCUGAAGUUGGAAGGCAUGCGGACAUCUGCUGCCAUGGCCGGUCCUUCUCUGUAUAUAUGAGGCAAUGCUGAUACACUGACACAGAUACUGGAUGGCGAUUCAGAAUCGACUUCAGCUGCAGUUGGCUUCUGCAAUUGGCAUCGGUUAACUGGAGAAUUUGGUGUCAUCUUCUGAAGAGCAACAACAUCCAUAUCUGCAUACAAAUGAAUCAAUCUGAUGUAAAAAAGAAAGAAUGUGAACCUGACAGGUGUAGUUCAAUAUAUAUCUCAAUUCAAUGAUAAAUGUCUCGGUCAUUCUUGCAUUUCA